Messenger RNA from Exophiala spinifera, 1539 nucleotides. RefSeq lists its product as uncharacterized. NCBI's taxonomy places the organism in Eukaryota, Fungi, Ascomycota, Eurotiomycetes, Chaetothyriales, Herpotrichiellaceae. The record is from RefSeq and is a predicted model, not a curated record. Gene Ontology annotation, cellular component: membrane. Bases 1 to 1539 code for a protein of 512 amino acids. Gene Ontology annotation, molecular function: transmembrane transporter activity. The transcript is spliced from 2 exons. Gene Ontology annotation, biological process: transmembrane transport.
AUGGCUUCAUUUGAUAUCAAGGCAAUGGAUCUACCCCAGCAAGUCGAGUCCGUCAAGGGGCCCGAGGAGCAUGCAGCUAAGGACUUGAACAAUGAUCCGAGAUCUACCAUCACUGCGAAGGAGGAACGAACUUGUCUACGAAAGAUCGACACUUGGCUCACGCCCCUCAUUGUCGUUACUUAUUGUCUGCAAUAUGUCGACAAGGUCAUUCUGAACGGAGCAUCGCAGUUCGGUAUUAUCCAAGACCUCGACCUGUACACUGUGGCGGGCCACAAUGCGGUAACACAAAAGCCGAUCCUGAAUCUUCAUCGUUUCUCUAUGGUGACGCUCAUAUUCUACUGGGGCUAUCUCGCUGGUGCUUUGCCCGCUGCCAUUCUCGCACAGAAACUUCCCCUGGGAAAAUUCCUAGCGGGCCUUGCUAUCACCUGGGGAGCCGUCACCAUGCUCACGGCCACAGUCUCGUCGUAUCCGGGGAUGCUGGUGCAGCGGUUCUUCCUCGGCGUCUGUGAAGCUGGCGCAGGACCAGGUUUCUCGCUCAUGAUACCACUGUUCUGGAAGAGAGAAGAACAACCUCUCCGCUACUCGCUCUGGUACAUGUCUCAGGGCCUCGGAGGAUUCCUUGGACCCAUGAUGGUCUACGGUAUCGGCCAUAUUCACGCAGAGCUCGCGCCGUGGAAGUUACAAUACCUGAUUCUGGGCGCAAUUACGAUCGUUUGGGGAGCCAUCAUGGUCUUCGCACUACCGAACAACCCAGAGUCAGCCUGGUUCCUGACCGAGCCUGAACGCAAGGUCGCCGACGCGCGAAUCCGUCUGGAACACGUCACCGAAGAGACCAAUAUGAUCAAACCUCACCAGAUAGUUGAGGCAUUGAAGGACCCCAAAACGUGGCUGACGGUGGUAUCGACGUACUGCAUUCAUUUCAUCAAUGGUGCGUGCUCGGGGUUCGGGUCCAUCAUUGUCAAAAGCUUUGGAUACUCGCCGUUCAAGUCGGUGCUGCUGACCGGGUGUGCUGGCCUCUAUCUCCUCCUAGGGUUGGCUGUCGCUGGUGUGGCAGCCAACUACCUCCCCAAGGCCCGGACCGUGGUCUGGUGCGUCUGCGAGGUGUUUGUCAUCGUUGGAGCAGCACUGAUCUGGCAUGUUCAAUGGGCGCCUGACCACUCAGCUGCCCUCGCAGGUUUCUUUCUCCUCUUCACCUUUCCGCCCUCGUACACCAUGCUGCUGUCUCUCGUCGGCUCAAACACCGGCGGCUACACCAAGAAGGUCUUCGUCAUGGGUCUGGUGUGGAUGGCGUACUGCAUUUCCAAUGGAACAGCACCACUGUUUAUCAAGACAACCGAGGUCGAUGAUCAUUAUCCGACCUUGUUUCGAGGCUCUCUCAUCACGGCAGCUAUCUCGGUAGUAUGCAGUCUGGCUAUGAGGUUCUACCUUGUGAGAGCAAACAAGAAACGAGAUCAGAAUCUUGAUAUCACAGUUCAAGAGUGCGAUACUAUAUAUGAUCUUACUGAUUGGGAGAAUCCGCACUAUCGUUACGCUCUAUAG